Molecule: messenger RNA, 2759 nt
Organism: Chara braunii
Lineage: Eukaryota; Viridiplantae; Streptophyta; Charophyceae; Charales; Characeae
Source: the annotation of a GenBank genome assembly
GUGGAAGAGGCUUUGGCAGAGGAAGAAUGGAUUGGAGGAAUGUCAUUUGCUGGCAUUGCGGACAGAAAGGUCACACCAUCAAGUUCUGCCACGUCCGGAGGAACGAUGAGGAUGAAGGUUUAAUCAGUACCAACUAUGAUGGGGAUAUGUACGACAAAUUUGGGUACUACCUUGACCCAAAGACCCCUGGCGGUACAAGGAAGGAAGCCCUACGAAGGGCCGAGGCCGGCGCGCCACCCACUCCUCUGGCCAUUUUCCAGAUUUGGCAAGAGAAGGAGGUUCGCUACGACAUCACGGUGGAAGUAGGAGAGAGUGAGGAAAUGGAGCAGGGGAGGAGACUCGGCGCCAUCAAGGAAGAGCCAAUCAUAGUGGAAUCUGAUGAUGAGAUAGAGGAGGAUUGUUGGAAUGAGCUACGACACGCGAAGGUAGGGGAAGAUUGCUGGAGGGAGGCCCGACAAACAAUGGAAAGGAUGGAGGAUUUAGUGGCUAAAGUCGGGAGGUACCAACAAAAAUUGGCCGAUAUGUGUGAAGAGGUUAAAGAGUGGAGAGGUAAGGAGUCACUGGUGUACCUCUACGAUAUGGGUCCUGGGUCGCAAGGUGGGUCUGGAAAUUUACCAGGAGUUACGUUUUCAGGGCCGACGCCUCGGUCCGGCAUGACUUAUAGGUCACCCUCCAGGUCAGGGAGAGUACUGCAUGCUGUCAGGACAAGGGCCAAGGGGGCGGUGAGCCUCGAGGAGCCAGCAAAGGAUGUUCCUGAGCCUAGUGGGGAGAAAGAGGUUGUAGAUGUCCGUGAGGAAGAGGAGGAUGAAGACGACAGAUUGAGGAAAGAAGAGGACGAGAAGGCUGAACAAAGGGUCAAAAAGAGAGGCGCCAAGCCCGAUACGGACAAGUCCUCAGAAGUAAAGAAAAAUAAGUAUGUUGUUCGAGUGGAGGAAGGGUUUGACGUGGAGGAGAUAAUGGAUAGAAUCCUUGAGGGUCAUAAUCACCUUUUGAACUUAAAGGACGUUCUGGCUUCGGCGCCAACGCUCAGGGAUGAGCUACAAGUGCGCAAGUACCAGCUACAUGAGGACUUGCUCACGAUUGAGGAUGGGGCGAUGCAGGUAAGCAAGCACGAGAAAGUGAUAGGUGGGGUGUAUCUGUUGGCAAAUGCGCUGCUUCAAGAAGAGGUGGUCAGGAAUACGGUGCAAGACCAGGAAGAGGGUGAUAAUGUGAUCCACGAGAGGGAGGAUGAUGAUUUUGAGGAAGCACCAUCACGAAUCUUCUCGCCAAAUGGACAGAUGGCAGACCCAAUCAGUGGCCGAAUUUUUCGAGGGUCGCUUUCUUCGUGGAUAAUAUCACUGUCAGGAGAAGCACCGGCUACGCUAUGGUAUGGCAGGCAUGCAACGUUCCCUAUCGAAAGCUUCCAGAAAACUUGGAGGCGGCAAAACCUCGAGACGAAUCUGACGUUUGAAGAACUACUUGACUCAAGGGCACGUCACAUUGGCGCUAUAGAAGACAGGAUUGAGGAGGCGGCAAGUAGGACGGCUGACAGCCGUACCAAGGACAAGUUCAGGUGGGAUAAGAUGGCAAGAGUAAGGAAAAAGGCUCUUAAGGUGGGAGACAUUGUGCUGCUAUACGACUCAUCUCUGGAGAAGCAGUGGUCGCGGAAGUUGGACAAGAGGUGGUUGGGGCCAUACAGGGUCACCAGGUGUGGUGAGCAUAGAGCCUACCAGAUUGAGGAGUUGAAUGGGACGGCAUGGAAAGACUGGGUGUCAGGCUCGAGGCUAAAAAAGUUAGUUGCUCGAGACGAGGAGCAAAGGGAGGAGCAAUCUGCCAAAGAGAGGGAAUUGGAUAGGAAGGAGAGAGCAGCAAGGGAGCAAGAGAUCAGGGUUCAGCUCAGGAUGAAGAACCUUGCAGAGCUGCACGAGAGGAUGCAGCAGGUAAAAGAGCCUGAGGAGGUGGAUGACAAAAGUGGUAAGGGCACUCGCACUCAGGAGGAGGACCUUCCCCUAUUUUCAGAGGUCUUGGUCAGCUUUGACAAGCUGAUGGACGCUGCAGGGAGGUCUAGAGGGCAUCAUCAGGAGAUGGGGGUCAGGUUAGUCUCUGCAGACCUACUCAACUUGAGGGGUGUAGUGAAGGAGGGUUUCGCAGCAGCCAGAGCUUCAGAUGAGAAGGUUGGGGAAAGGCUGACAAAAGUGGCACAGAAAGCGUAUGGCCAAAGAGUAGAAUGGGAAAGAGAAGUUGAAGACCUGAAGAAGGGUUUGGAGAGACAGGGCAAAGAGAUGGAGGCAGUGAAGGCAGAUAUGGUAAAGGGGCCAGCGAUACGAAAAGAGAGACCACCAGCAGAGGCCAUAGGAGUUGAAGUAUUUCCACCUACAACCCAGGGAGAGACCAUGGGACAGCAGGAGGGUCAGGAGAGCGUGGGUCAGACCAUGGUUGAGGCUGAGUCAAAGAGGGAUUUGAAGAGAUGUCAGGCAUCGACUGUACCUCAGGAUAUGCCUCUAGUUGCAGGUCUGCGAGACGCAUUGGGGUUUUGGGCCACUGGUUCGGAGCCAGAGGGACGUGUCGGCGAGCAGGUGAUGCGAGCAGAUGACAGAGCGACAUGCCCCACUUCCCCAGAGGUCCCACAACAGGAGGUCACGAGUAAGAUCUCAACAGUCCCGUCAUCAGUACCUUCGCAGGAAGAGGACAAUAUGACUUAGAAGAAGAUUGGUAAAUGCUUCUACUGCAAGAAGGGCGAACAUCGAUAUGACCACUGCCCUAAAAGCCUCAAGGACGAG